Messenger RNA from Chanos chanos (milkfish), 3963 nucleotides. It is a transcript of the gene itgae.2, whose product is annotated as integrin, alpha E, tandem duplicate 2. The transcript is spliced from 36 exons. Bases 1 to 3963 code for a protein of 1320 amino acids. Gene Ontology annotation, cellular component: integrin complex; external side of plasma membrane. Gene Ontology annotation, biological process: cell adhesion mediated by integrin; cell-matrix adhesion; cell-cell adhesion. Gene Ontology annotation, molecular function: integrin binding. Lineage: Eukaryota; Metazoa; Chordata; Actinopteri; Gonorynchiformes; Chanidae. The record is from RefSeq and is a predicted model, not a curated record.
AUGAUCCAGGGACACCUGUUAAUGGCAGUGCUGAGCACAGUGGCGGGCUUCAACAUAUUCCCAACACCUGUGAAACAGUUUUCACGGGAUGACAGAUUGUUCGGACAGUCAACCAUUCAGUCAAAAGAUGGAGUUUUUGUCCCUUCUCCUUCGUCUGGGAAGGUUUUCAUGUGCACAUUGGACCAGGGUUGUAAAGAAUCUUUCACUGAAGAAGGUCAAAGAGGAAAACGUCUCAGACCAAUCAUUUCAGCAGCAAUCAAGACCAUGUCAAAGGGAGAAGAAAUCUUGGUUUGUCAGCAAGUUCAAACAAGGAAGGGAGGAAAUGAUAUGUUGAAUGGCAACUGUACACAUAUUUCUGGAACACAGGAACAACAUCAUAAAUUGAAUCCCUCAGAAAUGGAUAACAACAACAACAAUAACAACAACAACAACAACAACAACAACAACAACAACGACGACGACGACAAAGAGUCUGAAAAUCAAGAUUUGGAUAAGGAUAAUAAAGUGGUGCAGUAUGGAAUGAACAUCAGGACAGAGCUUUCACUAUCGGAGAGUGACAAUCAUGAUGAUGCCCUGAAUAAAGUCAAGAAUAUAAAACAAAUUUACAACUACACAAAGACUGCGUCAGCUAUCCAUCACGUUCUUACACAAGUUUUUGUCCCCGAGGGUGGAUCAAAGGAAAACUCAAGAAAAAUUAUGAUUGUAAUGUCUGAUGGAAGAAUGUUUCUUGAUCCCAUGAACCUCAAGGAUGUUCUUAACAUGGAAGAAAUGAAGAAUGUUAUCCGGUUUGCCAUAGGGGUUGGCAAAGAGGUCCUGGAUGAUUCUAAAGCUACAGCUGAGAUGCUAGAAAUAGCUGGGGAGAAAGAUCGCUAUUUUCCUGUUGAUAAUUAUGCUGCCCUGGAAAACAUUCUGUCUUUGAUUUGGAAGAAUAUCAUUGGAUUUGAAGUGGUGCAGUAUGGAAUGAACAUCAGGACAGAGCUUUCACUAUCGGAGAGUGACAAUCAUGAUGAUGCCCUGAAUAAAGUCAAGAAUAUAAAACAAAUUUACAACUACACAAAGACUGCGUCAGCCCUCCAUCACGUUCUGACAGACGUUUUUGUCCCUGAAGGUGGGUCAAAGGAAAACUCAAGAAAAAUGAUUAUUGUAAUGUCUGAUGGAAGAAUAUUCCUUGAUACCAUGAACCUAACGGAUGUUCUGAACAUGGAGAAAAUGAAGAACGUUAUUCGCCUCGCCAUAGGGGAUGAAGAUGAGGAAGAAGAAGAUCCUGGGACAGAGAUUGCUUUUGUAUUGGAUGGAUCUGGGAGCAUUGAUCGUAAUGACUUUGAAAAGGCAAAAGAUUUCAUUCAUAAUGUGAUGGCUAAAGUCUGGUCAGCAUGUUUUGAUUGCAACUUUGCAAUUGUGCAAUAUGGAAAGGAUAUAAGAACUGAACUAUCACUGAAGGAAAAUGAACAUGCUAGUGAAGCUCUGAACAAGGUCAAGAACAUAAAACAAAUCUACGAGUACACAAAGACAGCUUCAGCCAUCCACCAUGUGCUGACAGAAGUUUUUGUCCCUGAAGGCGGAUCAAAGGAAAACUCAAGAAAAAUGAUUAUUGUAAUGUCUGAUGGAAGAAUAUUUCUUGAUACCAUGAACCUAACGGAUGUUCUGAACAUGGAGAAAAUGAAGAAUAUAAUGCGUAUUGCCAUAGGGGUUGGCAGUGCAGUCCAGAAUGAUUCUAAAGCAACAAAGGAGAUGUUGGAAAUAGCUGGGGAUUCAAAACGCUACUUUCCAGUCUCUAGUUAUGCUGCCCUGCAAGAAAUUCUCUCUAAGGUGGAGAAUAGUAUCAUUGGAAUUGAAGGAACUCAGCAAGGUGCAGGAUUUCAUUUUCAACUUGCUGAGGCUGGAUUUAGCACUCACUUAACCUCUGAUGGAUCUCUCCUUUUUGGUGCUGUUGGAGCUUAUGAUUGGAGUGGUGGAAUCAUUUUGAAAAACACUUCAGAAAAUGCAACAUUUUUAAAUGUAUCCCAUAAAGCAAGAAACGUCUCGCUGGAGGCAGUAAAACUGUCUUAUUUAGGAUACACUAUAGAGUCUGCACAUGAGUCCAAUAAAAUUCUAUACAUAGCUGGUGCACCCAGAUAUGAUCUGACAGGUGGAGUCUUUGUUUUCAAUGGGAGAACACACGAAUUACAACAAAUACUUCAAGGAGACCAGGUGGGGUCUUAUUUUGGGUCAGUUCUCUGUGCCAUUGACAUUAAUAAGAAUAAACACACAGAUUACUUACUAGUUGGAGCACCACACUUUCAUCGAAGAGGAGAGGAAGGAAAAGUAGUUGUGUACAAACUGCAGCAGGGGGAGUUUCACAAAGCUUUUGAAUGGCAUGGAUUGGAAGAUUACAGCUUUGCACGAUUCGGGUCUGCCAUAGCAAAUAUAGGGGAUAUAGAUGGAAACGAUUACAAUGAUGUGGCCGUUGGAGCCCCUCUUGAGGAGAGUGAACAUAUCGGUUCAUCUGGAAGUAUUUAUAUUUAUAAUGGUCUAAAAGAUGGUAUCAGCAAAAAACAUUCACAAAGAAUUUCAGCAGCAGAUACUGGGACAAAGUUAAUGUAUUUUGGUCAGUCAGUGAGUGCUAUGACAGAUGACACAGCUCACCGGCAAGAAUACAUCAGUGUUGGGAGCCAGGGGACUGUUACUGUCUUUCGGACUUUUCCCAUCAUCACCUUCAGACCAAAGAUAACAAUUACCCCAAAACAUUUACCUCAGAGUGUUUAUGAUGCAAAGUCUCCAAAACAAGAAAUAAAACUCGACAUCUGUCUCGACACUACAUGGUUCCUGCAGUUUACAAGGGAAAACACUAAAGACAUGAUAUUUGUGUUUCAGGGCUGUUAUGACUGUUUCUCACCAAUUAAAAUCAAACUGAGUAUCACUCAGCCCGGCGCACUCAAUUCAGCCAAAUCCCCUAUACGUGUGCUCGAUGCAUUUAGCCAAACAGAGUUCAUGGAAGAGGUUACAUUUGAAAAAAAGUGUCAGGAGAAGAACUGCAUGCCAAUUAUUUCACUGUCUGACUCAAAACUAAGUCAGGAUAUGGUCACACUAGGAUCCACUGAAAGCCUGAGUCUAUCUUUCGAUAUCACAAACAAAGGAGAUAGUUCCUAUAUGACAGCUCUCAGUUUGACCUACCCUGAUAUACUGCUUUUUAACAAGAUUCAAAAACCAGAAGGUACUAUCUGUGAAGUUAAGAAAGAUAAAUUUCAGUUAUUUUGCAAUAUUUCUCAUCCAGUUUUCCAAAGAAGUGCUCAGGCCACUUUAUCUUUUUUUUGGCAGCCUGUCACUACAUCUUCAAACACAAGGAAUGCUUCAAUCCGUGCUAUUUUAACAGGGCAAAAUAACGGGACACAGGUUUGGGAUUCGAAGGAAUAUUACUUUUAUGUUAAAAAAGCCCUUAAAGUCCAGUUUAAGGGAAUUGCCAGUCCAAACCGACUUCAAAUUACAGAAGGGGAGGACAAACAACAGACAAUGAAGUUCACAUUUAAGUUGGAAGGUGAGAAUAAGCACAAUGCCACAUUAAAUGUGACUAUAACGAUUACUAAGGAGAUCAAGAAAGCAGAUUUGAACAUCCAAAAAGUCACUCCAAAGAAUUGUGUUCAGCAAGAUGAAGUACAGGGAAAAAAACACCUCCAUUGUGUAAUGACUGAUUUAAAAGAAAUCACCAUUGAAGCUGAAGUCCACAUACAAGAUACUGAGGGCACAAAAGACAAAAUCACAGCUGAAGCACAAGUCAGCUUUGAUGAGAGUACCUAUGACGCGAAAACAAUUACAGAGACAAUAGAGGUCAACGUUUUUAAACUGACAGUUGUGAAGUCAACUGCUGCUAUUGUUGGAGGUUCUAUUGGAGGCCUUUUGCUCCUGGUCGUCUUAAUCAUUAUCCUUAUUAAGUGUGGCUUUUUCCGCCGUCGCCAUAAAUUGGACCAAGCACAAAGAGCACAGUGA